Diceros bicornis minor is the source of this 2191-nucleotide messenger RNA. It is a transcript of the gene SCRN2, whose product is annotated as secernin 2. The record is from RefSeq and is a predicted model, not a curated record. The transcript has 8 exons. The coding region runs from base 107 to 1384 and encodes 425 amino acids. Gene Ontology annotation, biological process: proteolysis. Lineage: Eukaryota; Metazoa; Chordata; Mammalia; Perissodactyla; Rhinocerotidae. Gene Ontology annotation, molecular function: cysteine-type exopeptidase activity; dipeptidase activity.
AAGGCCUUCCAGGUCACCUGGGAGUCUCCGCCCAAUGGGACAGACCUGACCCGCAGCGGAGGCGGUAGUGCUCGGGACCAAGCUGGGGAUCUUGGAGGGAGACAGGAUGGCAUCAUCGGGCCCUGACCCACCAUGUUCCUGCGACUGCUUUGUCUCAGUGCCCCCUGCCUCUGCCAUCCCAGCCGUGAUCUUUGCCAAGAACUCUGACCGACCCCGGGACGAAGUGCAGGAGGUGGUGUUUAUACCAGCAGGCACUCACAUUCCUGGGAGCCAGCUCCAGUGCACCUACAUUGAGGUGGAGCAGGUGUCGAAGACCCACGCUGUGAUCCUGAGCCGCCCUUCUUGGCUGUGGGGGGCUGAGAUGGGCGCCAAUGAGCAUGGUGUUUGUAUUGGCAACGAAGCCGUGUGGACCAAGGAGCCCGUUGGGGAGGGGGAAGCCCUGCUGGGCAUGGAUCUACUCAGGCUGGCUUUAGAACGGAGCAGCUCAGCCCAGGAGGCUGUGCACGUGAUCACAGGCUUGUUGGAGCGCUACGGGCAGGGGGGCAGGUGCCGAGAGGACCCCACACCAUUCUGCUACCACAACACCUUCCUGCUGGCCGACCGGACUGAGGCGUGGGUGCUGGAGACGGCAGGGAGGCUGUGGGCUGCACAGAGGAUCCAGGAGGGGGCCCGCAACAUCUCCAACCAGCUGAGCAUCGGCACGGACAUCUCGGCAGAACACCCUGAGCUUCGGACCCAUGCCCGGGCCCAGGGCUGGUGGGGUGGGCAGAGCACCUUUGACUUCGCUCAGGUCUUCUCCCUGACCCAGCAGCCCGUGCGCAUGGAGGCCGCCAAGGCCCGCGUCCGGGCAGGGCAGGAGCUGCUGCAGCAGCAGCAAGGGGACAUCACGGCAGAGGUGAUGAUGGGCAUCCUCAGGAACAAGGAGAGUGGCAUCUGUAUGGACUCUGGAGGCUUCCGCACCACGGCCAGCAUGGUGUCCAUCCUGCCCCGGGAUCCCACACAGCCCUGCGUUCACUUCCUCACUGCCACACCAGACCCUUCCAGGUCAGUGUUCAAACCUUUCAUCUUUGGGGUGGGGGCAGCCCAGGCCCCCCAGGUGCUCUCCCCCACUUUUGGAGCACAGGACCCUGCUCGGACCCUGCCCCGAUUCCACACUCAGGUGGAUCGCCGGCACACUCUCUACCGUGGACACCAGGUGGCCCUGGGGCUGAUGGAGAGUGAGCAGGGUCGGGGGCAGCAGCUCCAGCAGAAGCAGCGGGAUCUGGAGCAGGAAGGCCUGGAGGCUGCGCGGAGGCUGCUGGCUGGGGAGUGGACCCCACCCCCCCAGGAGCUGGGCGGCCUCUUCCAGGCCUUUGUGGAGAGGGAGAGCCAGGUGUAUGCCUGAGCACCCCAGCUCCUCUCAGCCUGGGCUGGGGUGCGGGGGGCUGGGGGAUGGGUGCAGGACCCUGGGGUAAUGGGAUCAGGGCAAUCCCUUCACCCGCCUCAGCCUUUUCUGAGUGGCCAGCUCAGCCUUUGCCUUAAUAAAUGUCUUUUAUUUCCUUGUUCAGUGAACUUGAUCUCAGGUCCAGUGGGGGUGGGAGAGCCAAGUGAGGGCAAAGGGCAGCCCUGAGCUGGCCGCAGGGCCUCUGGUUGCCUUGCAGGGCUGCAGACUCUUCUGACUUGGGGGAUGGGACUAGACGGUGAAGGACACAGAGGGGCCUCUGAGGAGAGGUGGCCUCCCCAGGUGUGUGAGUGUUUGUGCAUGAAAGAUCAUACCUGGCACAGUAGGUGGCUUCUAUUUGGGGGAGAAUUAGAACCACGAGUUUUUUGUCCUUGACUUGAACCUCAGAAGGGCACUCCACAGGGGUGGCAGUGAGAUGUGCCCACCAGGAGAUGGCAUGCUCCACGAGGUGAUGCCCGCCUCCUGCCUACUCAGGAGCCAGGAAGCCAGGUGGGGGCCUGAGAAGGUGACAGCCCUUUGGGUAGUUCCUGAAAGAUCAGAAACUUGUUCUUGGGCCAGCCCCAUGGCUUAGUGGUUAAGUGCGCGCACUCCGCUGCUGGCGACCCAGGUUCGGAUCCUGGGCACAUACAGACUCACUGCUUCUCUGGCCAUGCUGAGGCCGCGUCCCACAUAAAGCAACUAGAAGGAUGUGCAGCUAUGACAUACAACUAUCUACUGGGGUUUUGGGGGGAAAAUAAAUAAAUAAAUAAA